UUACCUACAUUUAUUUUUAUUCAAAGAAAAAUACAUGUUUUCUGAUCGAUUAAUACUGAAUCCAAAUUUCGAGAUUUGUGAUUCUUUUUGUAAUGUAAAAAAAAUUUGGAAUAUUAAAUUCCAAAACAUAUGAGCAGCACAGUUGAGUUAUGCUAUCCAUUUGAAUAAUAUUGUUAUUGUUGCGAGCAGUGACCCCCCGACAGGGUACCGUUAGUAUUUCCUAUAUGAAUGUGGGAAUCUUCAACAGAGUUAAUCAUAAAGAUAAAGAUAGUGACGGGAUGUAUGCAGAAUGGAGCUCAAUACCACUUGAGGGUGGGGGACAAGGGGUACUGGGAGCAGUUGGAGGCCGAGACGUUGUACUGGCAGUUGUGAAACAAUUGAGCUCCCCUGAUCCUAGUCCUUUAACUACUGAUGCUGAGGUGGAGUGGGUUCUAGAAGUGAUCAGAUAUGGUUUGUCACUGCCACUGAGCGAGCACAGUGCUGUACGGGAUUGCGUGCGUGUCGCGUGUGCGUGGUUGACCCCACUACUGGCUCCCACUCCCGCCGCGCAACCCACCCCCCCAGCUCUUCCUCCACCCGUAGUCGCCGAGCCUCACAGAUACGCAAGGAAGAUACUGCGCCACCUACAAAACUUGUUUGUUCCAAGACCAGACGAAACUCUCGCUUUCAUUUAUCAAUGGGAAUUGGGUGGCGACUUGAUCAGCAAACAAGCAGUUCUGUGUCACCGCGUGCUCCGACUGGCGCGUGCCCUGGCGGACGGGGGCUCGCUGGGCGGCGCGGAGUGGAAGGCGUUGUUAUUGCUGCUGCUGGCCGCCGCUGCAGCCCUACUGGCGCCGCCGGUGCCUCCUCCGCCCCCGUUCCACGCCGCAGCGAUCUUUCAGCUCUGCGACCGCGUGCUCUCCGUUCUAUUUGAAGUUUGGUUGGUGGCGUGUCACCGAAGUUUCCCGGGCCCCGCGCUGUGGCGUACAUUGCGCGAGCAGUGCCUGCGUUGGCGGCACCGCGACCUGCUCACCAAGCAUUGGACGCGCGCCUCGCUGUGCCUCACCGCGAGACUACUGAACAAUCUGUACGGUCCGCACUUCCCAGCCGUGCCCAUCAGCGAAGAAGACGCGAACCUGGUCCCCGCGGACAUGAGUCCAGAAGCGGUAAUGCAAAGCUGGUAUCGGAUCUUGCACACGAUUGGCAACCCUGUAGACUUGUGUCGACCGCGCGUCAUCAGUCAAACUCCAGAAUUUUUGCAGUACUCAAUAACUCAAGAAGAAGGUGGUCGAGAGCCUAGUCAGCAUCCGUGCUUGGAAGUCCUCCCUCACAUCUUUCAUCAAGCAAUGAAGGGUGUGGCAGCACAUGUCGAUGCCUUUCUAGGGCGGGGCCGCGAAGAGCGCUGGGUGUCGGGGGGCGCGGGCGGGGCGGGCGCGGGGGAGGAGCCGCCCGACGACUUCACGCCGCCCGCCCACCGCCGGCUCGCCAAGUCGUUCAGCGUCUCCGCGCCCAAACCCAAGGACAGGAUACCGGAGAAAAGUACCCCUCGUACCUCCCUCAUCGGCUUGAGUAGUUCGAGCAGCCGUCCACCGAGUAUCGCGCCCACCACUCCGCCCAAUUCUAUCACUUCACAAGUGGCCGAAACGGAAAAGCCUCCCCUCACACCGUUACGUCCCAAAGUAAACUCCAUCUUCCAUUUAUUCGGCGAGUGGCUCUUCGAGGCGGCCCUCAUAGGAACCUCGGCUAACUACAACACGCAGCAACGCGCCGAGGGAAUGCCCCCGCAGGCAUCCGCAUCCGAUCCUACGCAUUCUUAUCACAUGUUUAGAUGUCAAGCAGGGCGGGCGGAGGCUCUGGGCACCUUGUGCCGCGUGCUGUGCUCCAAGCAGUGCCGCGAGGAGGUGCUCGCGCCGUACCUGGCCCGCUGCUAUGUGGCCAUGCACCACGGCCUCAGGGACGCCGCCACCGCCGCCGCAGUCGUGCUCAACGCCUCCGACAUAUUCAGACUGGAUCUAGAUGGAGUACUAGUUUUAGUUCCGGACUUUAUAAACGCCUUAGACAAGAUUCUGUCGGAACGCGAGCCGAAGAUCGAAUGCGACUCCAUAGACAAGCGAGAGCUCCGCAAGGCGGCCAUCAGCAUCCUGCUGUCUAUGGUCGCGUUCCCGUACCACUACAAGGAUCUACCAGUACCGGAAUUCCCUGGCUGUAAUGAAUAUGCGGGCAUGACGCUGGGCGAGCUGACCCGCGGCCGCAUCGCCGUGAUGUGCGUGUCGGGGGUCCAGGUCGAGUGGUCGAGCGCGCUGGCCGUGCCGCUGCUCAACGCUCUGUACUUGUGCGUGCGGCACAACGCGCUGGCGGCGCCCGCGCAGCCGCUGCCGCCUGACAUGCGAGCUCGCUCAGAGAGCGGCAGCACGGAGGGGCAUUCGCUCGACGACUUCGUGGCGGAUGUUAGGGGGCUUGAUCCAUCCUCGCCUGUUUUCGGGGCAGCACUGGUUGUACGCGCCACCUAUCUGGUCUGCCAUCGAUUGAUAUCCUCGUGGAAGGGAGAACUUCAGGUUUCUUUAGCUGCUUUAGAACUUCUCUCUGGACUUGCCAAGCUGCAUUCCUCUAAACCAGAGUUCAUUAUCGAUGCGAUCGAGCGCAAGCGCGCGGUGCGCUGGAUAUGCGACUACAUCUCGGUGCAGUGCGGGCGGCCGCCGCAGGCACACUCGCGUGACCUGCACUCAUGCGUGGUGGCGGCCUACGGCUGUCUGUCGGCGUGGCUGUGCCCGGCGCUGCUGGCUGACCCCGACUGUCUGGCCACGCUCAUGGAGGUCGUCGAGCUGGGCAUCUCCGGCACCAAGAGCCAAGCCAAACCUGGUGACCCUCCAAUGAUGAAAGAUGAAAAAGAACUGAAGCCGGUUUCGAUGCGGGUCAGGGAUGCUGCCGAAUCCUUGUUGAUGCAGAUCUUAGAACAGCAAGUGGACAACGGCCUCAACGGCAACUGGUGCCGGCUCGACGAGCGCUGGCUGGCGGCGCUGGGGCACGGCAAGCUGCGCCACUUCAUCGCCGACGGCAACAUCAUGCUGUCGCUGCUCGAGGAGCCGCUGGCCAACAGCCAGGAGCCGCAGCCCACGCUGGUCGUGAUCAUCCGUUGUGCGUGGGGUCGGUACGCGUGGUCGCUGAGCAGCCGGGGCGCGGCGCGGAGUGCGGGGCGCGGCGCGGGCGGCGCGUGCGCUCGGCCCGUGGACACGCGCCCGCCGCGCGCCCCCCCCGCGCCGCACUGCCGCCCGCUGCCGCCUGCGCCGCCCUGCGCGCUUGACGCAGCGUUCCCCACGCUGGACGCCGUGCUGCGCCAGCUCGGGGACCCGGAGGCGCCGACCCUGUUCAAGCUGUUAGAGCAGCAGGCCGCCAUCGAGAAACGCGUUAAAGAGAGCGAAGAUAACGUGGUACCGGAAGAAUAUGUUCCUCCGGAGCCGGUCACAGAGUUCCAGACGGCGAGACUGUUCCUCUCGCAUUUCGGCUACCUCAACAUCGGAGGUGAUAAAAAGGGCGGGGCGGCGCGGUUGUGGGCGCUGCGCGCGGGCGGCGCGGGCUGGGCGGCGGCGGUGCGGCGCGUGGACGCGUGCGGCGCGCGGGCGGCGCUCACCGUGCACGUGUUCUGUGCGCGCGCCGGACACACGCGCGCCGCCGACAUCCUGCGCAACGCCUCCUGCACCUCCGGCCUGCCCGCCGGCUUCCUCGCCAUGCUCAGAGGCCUGGGCAAACCAGUAAGGGUCCGCGGCCACGGCGGCUGGACUGGCCACGUGGACACCAGCUACGACACUCCGCAUCUGCAGGAUCUGCCGCCAGCCAACAACGUCGGGGAGAAAGCGCCCGCUAUAUACGACGGGAGGGAGCAGGUGCUGUACUGGUCGGACUCCACGAGCGAGAUAGCGUUCGUGGUCCCGUCGGGGCACGGGCCGAGCGACGCGCCGCCCGACCGCCGCAGCGACAGCAUCAAGUCCGACACCGACGGGUCCUGUACAUCCUCGAGGAGCUCAGAGAAGGGAGCGGGCUCGUGCUGGGACGUGUCGAGUGAGACGCACGACAAGCUGCGCGCUCUCUCGCUCGACCUGGACAGGCAGCCCGCCGCCGCGCCCGGUAGUGGACGACGUAACAGAGAUUUUACUACGAAAAUACUAAUUAUAUGGCUCGAAGACUUCGAGGAUCAAUUGAAUCUACCGAUCGAGGAGCUGCUGGGCUACUGCGAGACGGGCGUGUGGUGGCGGCGCGAGGAGGUGUGCGUGGUGUGCGCGUGCGAGGCGCGCAGCGGGCUGGUGCGCGUGUCCGCCGCCGCCGCGCUGCUGGCGCCGCGCCUGCUGCCCCACGUGCUGCGCCAGCAGGCCCUCGCGCACGCGCGUCUGCACACCGACCUGUACCAGCCGCCUCACGUGAGACGGCGCCACCUCAUACAGGAGCUGGCGCAGCAGUUCCGCCAGGACCUCACCGAGCCCGAGCUGCUGGAGUCGCUGUUCAAGAGUCCGUAGUCGCAUCGGCUGGACCCUCGCACCGUAUCAAUACUUACCAAAGCUAAAACUUCAAUACUUACGCCAGUUUGGG
This is a messenger RNA of Bombyx mandarina (wild silkworm), 4560 nucleotides long. RefSeq names its product ral GTPase-activating protein subunit beta. Gene Ontology annotation, molecular function: GTPase activator activity. The record is from RefSeq and is a predicted model, not a curated record. Lineage: Eukaryota; Metazoa; Arthropoda; Insecta; Lepidoptera; Bombycidae. Gene Ontology annotation, biological process: activation of GTPase activity; regulation of small GTPase mediated signal transduction.